AUGGUGAAGAAUCUUACCAUACAAUCAAACACAACCACCCAGGACGUGCAAGUGAUCAGUCCCUGGGGCAACGGCAGUGGCAUCUUUCAGCUGAACACGAUACCCACUCAGAGCAACGUAAACACACCGCUGCGCACGCUCUUAAAGAACUGGUUCUUCCGACAACCAGCACAACCCAACAUCCAAGUGCUGACCCUCGGGGGUCGAGCCCUAGCUGAAAAACAAAACCUGCAUGAAUUGAACCCAACUCACGUGAUGCUGCCACGGAGGCGGGCGACCGCAGGAAGGCGGCAUCAGCAGCGUCGCAUUCUGAUGCGGAAUCUUAGAUCCGGUGAGGUCAUGCUGAUGAACACCCAAACCCUAAGAAUGCCAUUUUACGAGGACGACUGGGAUAUCGAGACCAGCUACUCUGGCUGA
Molecule: messenger RNA, 417 nt
Organism: Drosophila persimilis
Lineage: Eukaryota; Metazoa; Arthropoda; Insecta; Diptera; Drosophilidae
Exons: 2
Coding region: 1-417 (138 amino acids)
Source: RefSeq, a predicted model, not a curated record